AUGGCCGAACCCAUCAAGAACAGACGCAAUGAGCCGACUGCACCGACCCCGCAGAACACCCCGGCCAACAACGCUCCCAUCUCCUCCCAUGCCCAACAGCCCGGCGUCGCCAGCAUCAAGGAAGAUGAUCUCGCCGAGCGCGCUGCUGCUGCGUCUAUCUUCGCCGGGAACCCCCAGCUCGUCCAGAUGAUUCAGGGCCGCCUCGGAUCUCUGGUUGGCCGCUCAUCUGGCUACAUUGAGUCGCUACCUGCCCCGGUCCGUCGCCGUGUCGCUGGCUUGAAGGGCAUCCAGAAGGAGCACUCGAAGCUUGAGGCCGAGUUCCAGGAGGAGGUUCUGCAGCUUGAAAAGAAGUACUUCGCCAAGUUCACCCCGCUCUACCAAGAGCGUGCCAAGAUCGUCACUGGCUCUGCUGAGCCAACCGAGGAGCAGGUCAAGAUUGGAGAGGAGGAGCUCGAGGAUGAUGAAAAUGAGAAGGAAGAGGCAGAGGCAGAGAAGACGGAAGUGAAGCCCGCAGAGUCUACGGAGAGCGUCUCUGGCAUUCCCGAGUUCUGGCUUUCUGCCAUGAAGAACCAGAUCUCUCUUGCUGAGAUGAUCACUGAUCGCGAUGAGGCCGCCCUCAAGCAUCUGGUCGAUAUCCGCAUGGAGUAUCUCGAUAAGCCCGGAUUUCGCCUGAUCUUCGACUUCGAUGACAACAACUACUUCACCAACAAGUCUAUUACCAAGACCUACUACUACCAGAACGAGAGUGGAUACGGCGGUGACUUCAUCUACGACCACGCGGAGGGAGACAAGAUCAACUGGAAGGAAGGUGAAGAUCUGACCGUCCGUGUUGAGAGCAAGAAGCAGCGAAACAAGAACACCAAACAAACCCGCAUUGUCAAGAAGACCGUCCCCACUGAGUCAUUCUUCAACUUCUUCUCCCCUCCCAAGGCUCCCACUGAUGAUGACGACGAUGAUGCCGCGUCUGACAUCGAAGAGCGCUUGGAGCUGGACUAUCAGCUCGGCGAAGAUAUCAAGGAGAAGUUGAUUCCCCGAGCCAUUGACUGGUUCACCGGUGAGGCCUUGGCUUUCGAGGAGCUGGAGGACCUUGAUGAGGAUGCAUUCGACGAGGACGACGAUGAAGAGGAUGACGACCUCAGCGACGACCGUGAUGAGGACGAGGAGGAAUCUGAGGAAGAUGACGACGCCGCCAAGCCUAACAAGGAGGCGGCUGAGUGCAAGCAGAGCUAA
Pseudomassariella vexata is the source of this 1230-nucleotide messenger RNA. RefSeq lists its product as uncharacterized. Gene Ontology annotation, biological process: nucleosome assembly. Bases 1 to 1230 code for a protein of 409 amino acids. Gene Ontology annotation, molecular function: histone binding; chromatin binding. The record is from RefSeq and is a predicted model, not a curated record. The transcript has 5 exons. Lineage: Eukaryota; Fungi; Ascomycota; Sordariomycetes; Amphisphaeriales; Pseudomassariaceae. Gene Ontology annotation, cellular component: chromatin; nucleus.